AUGUCGCAGAGUGCAUGGAACCGUCAGCCCGCGACAUUAGAUCGGAUCUCUGCGGCUCAAGGGGUUUCUUUGAUUGCAGCCGGUACCUGCAGCAAUUCGUCCAUGAUUAAUGAAGCCUUUCGCAAGGCGCAUCCUCCCGCCGCGGAAACCCCUGAUACUAGUUUGGGCUCCGCAGAAACCUUGCUUCUUCUGGCGGUCGCAGAUCCAACCAUACAAAGCGCAUCAGGUGGACCUGGCACAUCCAGCAUGACUUCAGCGGACGGUACACCUAGCAACUCCGCUAUUUCGCGCUGGCUAGCAGCACAGAACAACGCGCCGCCUGCACCGCUCCUGAGUCCCGGGAAUGAGUUCCCGUUGCGCACACUGCCAUCGCUCCCUUCAGACAGCUCCCUGUCCGACAUAGACAGCGAGGACGGUGCCCCCGUCGCCCGCCCUGGAAACAUUGCCAAGCUCAUCCACCCCAAAGUGCCAUCGAUUAUGGAGAACGAGCCGGCCGCACUGAACCACGCCCGCAGAAGAUCCUCAUCGCUCGCCGGUGCCUCGGUGCCGCCCAAGACAGAACAGAAGAAACACAGGAGACGGCCGUCGGAGCACAUAGCCGAAGAAGGCGAAGAGGAGUGCUCGUCGGAUGCAGACCGCUCAGACUCGGAUUCAAGAAGCGACAGCACCGACUUUGAGCUCGACGACAUGAGUGCCGACGGACUUGAGGACGAUGAGGAGACGGGGCUGACCAAGAGGGACAGGCGAAGGAGACGGCGGAGAAAGAGGCGGAACACAAUGCUGGACCAGCGCAUCGUGCCGACAACAGACACGUACACCAAGGAGGAGAAGAAGCUGGCGGACCAGAACCUGCUCAGGUCAAUGCUGAUCAACGGCGUGUUGAUAGCACUAUGGUACCUCUUCUCCAUCUCGAUAUCCGUUUACAACAAGUGGAUGUUCAAGGAGGCCAAGGACGGCGGCGAGGCGACCAACAUCUUCCCCUUUCCACUCUUUACCACAUGUCUGCACAUGAUUGUCCAGUUCUCGCUUGCGUCACUCGUCCUGUUUUGCAUACCCUCCCUCCGACCGCGGCACGACUCCCUCAACCCCCACGCACCGGGCGCCCGUGUCGAGCCUGUAGACCCCAAGAAGCCGCUCAUGACCAAGUGGUUCUACUUUAGCAGAAUCGGGCCGUGUGGUGCAGCGACGGGCAUGGACAUUGGGCUGGGCAAUACGAGCUUGAAGUUCAUCUCGUUGACCUUCUUCACAAUGUGCAAGUCGUCUGCACUCGGCUUCGUCCUUAUAUUUGCGUUCCUCUUUCGCCUCGAGCAGCCCUCAUGGCGCCUUGUAUUUAUCAUAUCCAUAAUGACUGUCGGUGUGAUCAUGAUGGUCGCCGGCGAAACGGCCUUCCACGCGCUCGGCUUCAUCCUCGUCAUGGCCUCGGCUUGCUCGUCUGGCUUCAGAUGGUCGCUGACCCAAAUCCUCCUCCUGCGCAACCCAGCGACCGCGAACCCAUUUUCUUCGAUUUUCUUCCUUGCGCCCGUCAUGUUCGCCAGCUUGAUCGUUCUCGCGGUACCUGUUGAAGGCUUCCCCGCGCUCAGAGAGGGCCUCGCUCGUCUCUUCGAAAUGAAGGGCACAGGCCUCGGCAUCGGCAUCCUCAUUUUCCCCGGUGUCCUCGCCUUUCUCAUGACAUCAUCCGAGUUCGCUCUGCUGAAGCGCACCUCGGUCGUCACACUUAGCAUAUGCGGCAUUUUCAAAGAAGUCGUCACCAUCGGCACAGCAAACCUCGUUUUCGACGACCCCCUCACGCCCGUCAACAUUAGCGGUCUUGUUGUUACUAUUGGAAGCAUUGCAGCAUACAAUUACAUGAAGAUUAAAAAGAUGAGAGAAGAAGCGCGGAUGAAUGCGCAUCUGCAGAACCAGGAGAAUUAUGCGCCGGUCAAUAUGGUGGAUCCGGACCGCGAUCGCAGAGGAAGCAUUGCGCAGCCUCCUACAGGGACGAGGAGCAUGAUCAGGAGUAGUUUGCAGCUCGCGCCUGGUUUGGGAGGAGCAGCGGCGAUUGACAGCCCGUCGAGAGCAAGCCCGAUCAAGAGACCGGAGGACUUGGACUAA
Messenger RNA from Parastagonospora nodorum SN15, 2091 nucleotides. RefSeq lists its product as hypothetical. Gene Ontology annotation, cellular component: cis-Golgi network; Golgi apparatus; endoplasmic reticulum-Golgi intermediate compartment. Gene Ontology annotation, molecular function: antiporter activity. Gene Ontology annotation, biological process: UDP-glucose transmembrane transport. Lineage: Eukaryota; Fungi; Ascomycota; Dothideomycetes; Pleosporales; Phaeosphaeriaceae. Bases 1 to 2091 code for a protein of 696 amino acids. The transcript is spliced from 3 exons. The record is from RefSeq and is a predicted model, not a curated record.